Molecule: messenger RNA, 3402 nt
Organism: Sphenostylis stenocarpa
Lineage: Eukaryota; Viridiplantae; Streptophyta; Magnoliopsida; Fabales; Fabaceae
Source: the annotation of a GenBank genome assembly
AUGUUAUGUAUGUAUUCUGAACAAGCAGCAACAUCAAAAUUUCUUAAUUUGGUUGACCUGAAUGCUACUAGUGAGAAUUUUGGUUUCCGUGGGGAAUCUUUGGCUUCCAUUUCUGAAGUCUCUUUACUGGAGAUUGUGACAAGAACACAUGGAAGGCCAAAUGGAUAUCAAAAAGUACUGAAGGGGUGCAAGUGUAUAUAUCUUGGCAUUGAUGAUGAUGAUGAUAGAAAGGAAGUGGGCACCACAGGUAGUAAUUUUGGUGAAUCUGACAGUUUUUUUUUCCCUAUCUAUGAUAUAGUCUUUGACAUAGAUCUAAAUGCAACCUGUCCCAAUAAGGUACUGCAAUCAAUCAAGAAAUGUGUAAUGCGGCUUGCACUUGUGCGUCCAAAUAUUUCCUUCAAAGUUGUUGAUAUUGAAAGAGAGGAUGAAGUCUUCCGCACACAUUCUGCUUCUUCUCCUCUGUCACUUGUAACUAGUGGCUUUGGGGUUGAGGUCACAAGUUCUCUUCACUAUUUAGAAGUUGAGAAUGAUAUCAUAAAGCUAUCUGGAUAUAUAUCCAGUCCUUGCAAUACUUUAAAUAUGAAGGUCCUGCAGUAUGUCUGCCCAAUUCAUAAGCUUCUGAGUCAACUGGCCCUCAGGUUUGAGCAUCUGAACUCAUGGAAUACUGAUAACGAGUUCCGAAGCAAGAAAAGAACCAGAUGUCAGCCAUGUCCAGCUUAUCUCUUGAAUUUAAGUUGCCCCCGAUCUAUGUAUGAUUUGGCCUUUGAGCCAUCAAAAACUUAUGUUAAAUUCAAGGAUUGGACUCCUAUUCUAAACUGCAUUGAGAAGGCGAUCAAACAAUUCUGGGACGAAAACAUAGCUUCUGUAGAGCACUCCAAUCAAGCUGCUUACAUGGUAGAUGAUCAACAAGAGAAAGCAUAUGUCAACAUUAUGUCAGAAGUAUCAGAUAUAUCAAAGUUUCGAAACCAAAAUCAUAAGGAUUGCCUAGAUCUCUUCUUUUCUACUUCAGACAAGCUAAUUGAAGAUGAAUAUCAUCAAUCCGAUAGGGAAGAUGUUAGAACCUCCAUUGAUUACUCCGAGGCCCCGAUGUUCAAAGAGAAACGAAGUACAGGAGACUUUUUUUUUCAGACUGGUUAUUCAGGCAACUUACCGGAUGAUUCACAUGCCAAUUGCAUAUCAACUGUGAUGGGAAGGCAUAACAGUUUGUUGAUGCAUGAUAACAGUAGUUCAUUGAAAGGAGAUAACCUUUUUGAUGUUUUGGCCACAGAAAGUUUAAAUGAUGAUGUACCUUUUGAUGCACUGAGUUCUUCACAAGGAAGAAAAUUCCAUAAAGAAGCUGAUGUGAUCUAUGAAUCAUUUCAAGAUGAUUUACGUUAUAGCUACAAUGGGUAUAGUUAUGAUGUGAAUAAUAAUGGGGAUUUGCAGAAACCUUUUUUAAAGAGAUGCUCUACAGUAGGAAGUAUCCUGCAUGAGAAAGAUUUCUUUGUAAACGAUGCGUGUGAACUCCAAACUGAUAGCUUUUGUAGCAAGCAGAAUACAGGGGAGGAUUAUAGAAGUGGUAAGAAUUUAUGUGAUCGUCUCUAUCCAGAAGUGACCAAAAAAUUAAAGAUGUCUAAAGAUUCUGAUUUUCUUGAAAGAGUAUUGGCUGAAGAAAAUUGCUUCCCUCCAGAUUUAUGCUACUCAGCAUCACCAAUAGGAAGAUCUGGAUCAGAUGAUCAGUUAUUAAAUUUUGAAUGGCAUCCUAUCUACCCAAAACCCUCAUCUCAAGCACCUGCACUGGGUGUUUAUCAUACAACUGAUAUUCAAUAUGAUCUUGGAGGAGUAUCUAGACACUUUAAACGGAUCCAUCAUACAAAACGUUUUGAUGACAGAGGAGAAUGCAAUUUCAGCUACAAUAUGUUGAGGAAUACCAACCAACGACACUGUGCAUCAAGUUAUUCAAAUAUUGGAUUUAAUUUUGAUGUUGCUGGUGAUUCUGGUGAAAUAUUCAACAAACUAGUUGACUGCCCUGAUUUCAAUGGCCUAUAUUAUACAAAAAGGUCAGAUAGGUUAAAUGAGGAGCCUGACUGGCUGUUGUCUCAGUCAUGUGUUAAAAGCUGCAAGAGACCUAACAAGAAGAAAUAUGAAAUGGAUCGAUAUAGAAAUUCAACUUUGGAGCAAAAUCAUGAAAGAUCUAGAAGAAGCUUUUCCGCUCCACCUUUCUAUGGAAGCAAAAGGAGGUUUUUCUCUUUAAAUCAUCCUUCAGAAAUGAAAGCCAAAAGACAGAUUGACCCAGUGCAUAACCCUGCUUUCAAUCAUCAAGAAGCCAGUAAUUCUAAAUAUCCUCAACAUUCCCUUGUUGCUUCUCACCAAAGCACUAAAGAUCUCUUAUUGCAAGAAUUCAAAAUCAAUAUGAAACAAACUUCAGAGGUUAUGGAAGCUAUGGAGGUUAGUGACAUAACGGAGAGUGAAGAAUUUGAGAGUUUUAACAUUCAAAACAGUGAUUCAGUUGGGGAAUUGUUCUCUAAUGAUGUGCAAGAUUCGAUAGAUAUGACCUUUGCACAGAAGAAUGAUAAAUUGGCUAAUAUUCAAUGUCAAAACAAUAUACUUGACAUUUCUUCUGGAUUCUUGCAUCUUGCUGGAGAUUCAUUGAUUCCUGAAACUAUCAGUAAAAGAUGCCUUGAGGAUGCUAAAGUUCUGCAUCAGGUGGAUAAAAAAUUCAUUCCAGUUGUGGCUGGCAGAACCCUUGCGGUUAUUGAUCAGCAUGCUGCAGAUGAAAGAAUCAGGCUGGAAGAAUUUCGUCAAAAGGUAUUGUCAGGAGAAGCAAAAACAGUAACCUAUUUAGAUGCUGAACAGGAUCUGGUACUGCCAGAGAUUGGUUAUCAAUUACUUCAUAGUUAUAGUGAACAGAUUAAAGACUGGGGUUGGAUCUGCAACAUUCAUGCUAAAAACUCCGAGUCCUUUAGAAGGAAUUUGGAUAUUCUAAAAAGACAACAAAUAGACGUCACACUUGUUGCUGUACCGUGUAUUUUAGGGGUCAAAUUAAAUGAUGUUGAUCUUUUGGAAUUUCUUCAGCAGCUUUCUGACACUGAUGGAUCGUCAACAAUGCCACCCUCUGUCAUUCGAGUGUUAAAUUCAAAAGCAUGCAGAGGUGCAAUUAUGUUUGGGGAUUCAUUGCUACCAUCAGAAUGUUCCCUUCUAGUUGAAGAGCUAAAGCAUACAUCGCUUUGUUUCCAAUGUGCUCAUGGGCGACCAACAACUGUUCCUCUAGUCAACUUGGAGGCAUUGCAUAAUCAGAUAGCCAAGCUUCGACUAAUGAACCAGUCUUCAAGUGACAAGUGGCAUGGAUUACAUAAGCAUAAAGUAUCCCUUGAACGUGUAGCACAACGUUUAACUUCUGCAAGUGAAAGUUUGAAUCUAUGA